Hevea brasiliensis (rubber tree) is the source of this 1695-nucleotide messenger RNA. RefSeq lists its product as uncharacterized. The transcript is spliced from 4 exons. The coding region runs from base 63 to 1445 and encodes 460 amino acids. NCBI's taxonomy places the organism in Eukaryota, Viridiplantae, Streptophyta, Magnoliopsida, Malpighiales, Euphorbiaceae. The record is from RefSeq and is a predicted model, not a curated record.
AAAAUUUAUUAUCACUCUCAAGUGUUGUGCAUUUGAAAAGGCUUCAGAUAUGCAAUUGUAAGAUGAUGGAAGAAGUGAUGGUCAAAGAAGGAUUGGAAGAAGAAAUAAUGAGUAAGAUGUUACUCCAUCAACUAGAGUCCCUAGAGCUCAUGGAUCUUCCAAAACUCACGCGAUUCUGCACAAGUAAUUUAGUUGAAUGUCCUGUCUUGAAAGAGUUGCGCAUACAAAAUUGCCCUCAAAUGAGGACCUUUGUCUCCAAUUAUACGACUUCAAAUAUGGCAUCCAGCAGUGAACUUGACAUUAUAAACUCUGCUCUCUUCGAUGAAAAGGUUGCAUUCCCCAACUUGGAGAAAUUGGUGAUUCUCAACAUGGAUAAUUUGAAGAUGAUAUGGCACAAUGAACUCCAUUCAGAUUCCUUUUGCAAAAUAAACGCACUUACUGUGGAGCACUGUGAAGAACUAAUUAAAAUUUUUCCAUCCACGUUGUUGAGAGGCCUCCGGAAUCUUCAACGUCUGGUCAUACGUAAUUGCGAUUUACUGCAAGAGGUGUUUGAUCUCCAAGAGCUAAUAAAAAUGAAAGAAUCAGUAGCCAUUCAAAUGAGAACUCUACGCAUAGAAGGCCUUCCAAAUUUGAAGCAUGUAUGGAAUGAGGAUCCUCUGGGACUUGUCUUGUUUGAUAACCUAAGUUCAGUGCGUGUUUGGGAUUGUCCAAAUCUAAAAAUUAUUUUCCCAGCUUCAAUAGCUAAAAAUCUGCUACAACUCAAAAGACUGGAUUUAGACAGUUCUGGGGUGGAGGAAAUUGUUCAGAAUCUGAAUUGGGUAGAAACAAAUAUGGAGAACCAACCUAUGAUUAAAGUUCUGCAGCCACAUUUCUCCUUUAGAAAGUUGGGUAAUCUUCCUGCUUUGACGGAUAUGUGGAACCAUGACUCGCAGCUAGACCAAGCUCUUCGGUCUCUUGAAGAACUUCUCGUUUGGCUAUGUGACAGUUUGAUUACUUUAGCACCAUCCUCUGCUUCUUUUCAAAAUCUGACGCGUUUGAUUGUAUGGAAAUGCAAUGGAUUAGCUAGUUUGGUAACAUCCUCAACAGCAGAAAGUCUGGUCCAGCUCAGAGCUAUGCUGAUAAGUGAAUGUGAUGGGUUGAAAGAAAUAGUUGCAAAUGACGGAAAUGAACGGAAAGAGGAUAUUAUCUUUAGCAAAUUAAGAAAACUGGAACUUAGAUAUUUGCCAAGCCUCGUCAGUUUUUGCUCAGCAGAUCACAGCUUCAAAUUCCCCUCUUUAACGGAAGUAAUUGUGAGGAAAUGCCCCAAGAUGCAGGUUUUCUCAAUUGGAGUCUUAAGCACGCCAAGACUCCUCGUUGUACGACAUGAUGGACAAGAGUGCUGGAAUGGCAAUCUGAAUGACACUGUACAACAAUUGUUUGCCGAAAUGAAUGCCAAGGAAGAUUGACCCCAAUCCAUCAUGUGCUGAAGCUGAAAUAAGGCCAACGCUCUUUGUAAUUGAUUCAGAUGUAGAUUGUGGAAGGGCUUUCUUAUUCGUGUUGGGAUUAUCUAUGCAAUGUGUUGUUUCCUUCUGAGAUUUUAAAUGGUGAACGGACCAUAUUGUUCCCAUUUUAUUGUUCCUAAAAGCAGUCUGUAUUUGGUAAAGUUUGAAUUCAGAUAAUCGUGUUUAAUAUCCAUGAAUACACUAAUUUGUUAAA